Molecule: messenger RNA, 321 nt
Organism: Necator americanus (New World hookworm)
Lineage: Eukaryota; Metazoa; Nematoda; Chromadorea; Rhabditida; Ancylostomatidae
Exons: 1
Coding region: 1-321 (106 amino acids)
Source: RefSeq, a predicted model, not a curated record
AUGGAAAAGAACAUCUGCUAUCGGCAACGAAGGAGAAAAGAAGUCUACGACGAUUGCGUACUCGAGGACUCCUGGUCCCAAGGCGACUGGCACGUCGAGGACCCUAACGUGGACUACGAGAUGCUGCUCAGAAGAUUACGAGCAUGUGUUGAGCGUGCCUCGAAGCCACGCAUGACAAACUUGGAUCGAAUUUCGAAGACCACCAAGGAAUUGUUGGAGAGAAGAAGGACUUUGAGGCUUGAUCCAAAUUCAUCGCACACUGAGCGGUUAGUAGCAAACAUUAGCUGCAGAAAAGCGUUGCAGCAGGAUCUUUCGAAAUAG